Molecule: messenger RNA, 2997 nt
Organism: Haemorhous mexicanus (house finch)
Lineage: Eukaryota; Metazoa; Chordata; Aves; Passeriformes; Fringillidae
Product: EF-hand and coiled-coil domain-containing protein 1-like
Exons: 2
Coding region: 68-1114 (348 amino acids)
Molecular function (GO): calcium ion binding
Source: RefSeq, a predicted model, not a curated record
GGGGCCGAGCGCUCGGCCGGGCGGGAGCUCAGGAUGCUCGGGCAGCGCCGCGGGCCGGGCGGGCGCGAUGGAGCCGCCUGAGGGCUGGGACCCCUACGGGCGGCCGGCCCGGCGCACGCAGUGGCUGGUCAGCGCCCUCGCCUACCACUACGGGCUGGACCGCGGCGUGGAGAACGAGAUCGUCGUGCUGGCCACCGGCCUGGACCAGUACCUGCAGGAGAUCUUCCACCGCUUGGACUGCGCCGGUUCGGGCCGCAUCCCCGGCGAGGACUUCCGCACGCUGUGCCAGGUGCUGGGGCUGGAGGAGGCGGCGGAGCCCGAGGAGUGCGCGGAGCUGUGGGACGGGCUCUCGGCCGAGCUCACCUUCCGCCAGUUCCACGCGCGGCUCUGCGGCCACUUCAGCACCCGCGCGGGGCCGCGGCUGCCGCUGGGCCGGGAGAGCGAGCACAUCGAGACCCAGAUCCGCCUGCGCAGCCCCCGCCGCCGCCGCCGCAGCGACCCCGCCGGCCGCGGAGCCGCGGGCAGCGCCGAGCGGCGGCCGCCGGGGCCCCGCUCCCGAGAGUGCUACGAGGAGAUCGUGGCGCUGGAGCAGGCCGAGGACCGCAUGGCCAAGCUGGAGGAGGAGAACGGCAGCCUGCGGGAGCUGGUGGAGGACAUGCGCGCCGCCCUGCAGAGCAGCGAUGCGCGGUGCCUGGCGCUGCAGGUGGGACUGUGGAAGAGCCAUGCCAGCCAUAGAGAAGGAGGAUCCUGCUUCAUAGGGAGGAAGAGACCAUUAACACAGAAGCACUCCCAGACCAAGUGCCUCCAAAGUGUCCUGGAGGAAAUGGAGCUCAUGCGGAGCUCCAGGGAUGGGCAGAUUGAAGAAGCCAUCAGGUUCAGCCAGGAGCUGGAGAAGGAGCUGAAGAGCUCUCAGGAAGCUCUGGUCAGCCUGGAAGAUUGCAACCGUAACCUGAAGAGGGAGCAGGCAGAGACGAGGAGGAAGGUGGAAGAGGCCAGACACGCUGUCCUGAACAGUCUUGGCAAAGUGAAGGAGCUGGAAGUGAGAGCUAAGGAGGUGCCACAUCUGCAAAUACACAUCCAGCAGCUGGAAUCACAACUGCAGCACUACAGGUAGGUUGGAGUCUGACAAAAAGUGCCCAUAAAUUCAGUGUUGGGGCACAGGUGAGUUUGAGAAUCUCUGGUUGGGGCUUAUUAGAUGUCUCCAGAACACCUUGUAAAAUCUGGCCAGAGGGAAAUUAGAAGCUGCUCAUCCAUUUUCUUGGUAGGGGUCUUUAGGAGAUCUAGCAGUCUUCCAGGCCAAAGGGUGCUGGUCUGCAGAGAGCUGAAGUCACUCCUCAGACACUCAACAACAGAACUCAGCAUGCUAAUGCUUCAGGAAAGCCCCAACACAAAUUGCUGAACGUCCUUCAGAAACCAUUUCCAACAGACUUUUUCCGCUGCCUUUCCUGGUCCUUCGGUCCCAUCCCAAGCCAGCUGUAAUCAGAUGGCUGACUCUCCAUUUUGUAUAAAAGCUCUUCAGCUUGUCCUAGGAAUUGGGGAAAAGCACACAAGGACAACUUCUGGCUGCUGGUUGGAAACUUGCUGUGACUUCAUUGCUUCUUCACUGAGAGAACAGGUGAUAGAGGAGGGAAGCUGAAACGUUCCUAAACCCACAAAAUAAUAGAGUGGGAAUCUCAAAAAACACUUGCCAACUAAACCCCACUUUUGCAACGGCAUAAACAAAUCCUUCCAGAAGUCAGAAAGUUGGUCACAAAUUUAAUAGUCCACUGCUUUUGUUGCUUUUAACCUCAGACCAAACUUGGACUCACCGAUGGUUAGUAAGCGUUAGUCAUUUCUGCCCAAGUUCCAGACUGACCUAAGGAAUAAAAUCUAGUUUAUAUUUUCACUGACCCAAAGAAAAUCAGUAUGUCUAGACAUAUUUUUACUUACACGCUAAAUCUAGUAUUUUAAUAAAUUGCACCUUCUGAAGUCCUUGCCUCUUCCUAAACUCACACUUCCUCUGUUUGCUUAUAAGAAGAAUUCAUAGUGAGUUAUUUGUGGCAUCCUAGCUAUUGUAGUGUUUUAUGAAGUGAGGAAGUUCUAAAAAGAACCAUUUUAUCCAGUGUCUUUCUGGCAGCAUUGUGAAUGUUAAUACAUGCAUGGUUGCAGAAGAUCAAAGAAAAUAGAAGCAUUUCUUUAAACACCUGUAGGAUUUAAAAACCCCUGCGAGGGCAUGUAAAGUUCAAGGUGACUGUCAGGGGACUCUGGAGGAAUGACACAACUCCUGGUGCUAAAAGGGAUCACACAGCUUGUCAGGGCUGUCACCUUCUCCUUGGCAUAGGCACCAAAGGUUUUAAGAUGGGUUCUUGUCCUAUGGAAUUGCUUUUCCAAAGUACCAUGAAGGAUAAAAAGAUCACCUUGAAACAGGUUAAAGGCAAUCAACAAUGUCCACUGGCCUUGCAGAACAGGAACUUCAUGGGUUACAUCAAAACAAAGAGUGCCAGUUUAGAAAUGCAAAUUAUAUGUUCCUUGUAAGACAACCUUCAUUUGUAAUACUUCUUUUUUAAUUGCAUGCUAAUUUAAAGUGAGUGUCAAGCUCAGGAAUGGUGCUGGUCUGACCAUGUGGGAACUACACCCCUUUUUUAGCCCUGUAGCACAUUUAGCAGAGGCCCAGGCCAGCUUUUAGCCUCUGAGAUUCUCUGUUGGCCACAAAGCACCUGCACCUCCCCAUCCAGUGAAACAGCUCUCGGUGCAAACAGUUUGACUUAAGAGAUGCAUAAUGAUAACUGGGACUUGCAUGCCUGUGCUCAUAUUCCAUAACACAGGGAAUCCCACCACUCCACGUGUUCCCGGAGUGGCACACAAGGGGCCCAAACCGGCACAAAAUGGUGAAUAAGCGGUGCAGAGCUGUGUGUUAGGGUGAGGAAAGGGUUCAGCAGCAGCUCUGCCCCACGCAGCCUUGGCUGUCCCAGCUUGUCCCACUCCCUCUGCUCGCUCACGCUGCUGCUCAGGCAGCCC